Molecule: messenger RNA, 2587 nt
Organism: Branchiostoma belcheri (Belcher's lancelet)
Lineage: Eukaryota; Metazoa; Chordata; Leptocardii; Amphioxiformes; Branchiostomatidae
Product: mitochondrial dicarboxylate carrier-like
Exons: 1
Coding region: 669-1574 (301 amino acids)
Biological process (GO): thiosulfate transport; oxaloacetate transport; succinate transmembrane transport
Molecular function (GO): malate transmembrane transporter activity; oxaloacetate transmembrane transporter activity; succinate transmembrane transporter activity
Source: RefSeq, a predicted model, not a curated record
UCGCGCGGGAAACGCCCCUCGUGGGGUCACCAGAGUUCAUCCGCCAUCUUGUUUACGAAGUUGUUUGUCUCUCACAACCUGCACGUCAGCUGGGUACGUCACGUAGGUCACGUGCGGCUUCGCUCAAAGGUCGUUUUUGUUGCAGACAUUGCAUGUUCAGCUUUUCGGCGUCUGCAGGCGCGCCUGGCUGCUCAGUGCUGCCCAGUUUGUACCCGAUGGUAGGACGCUUGCUUUUGGCCACGCCACGUCACAGGUCACCGCCCCCCUCCCCACCAUUCAAAUCAUCAGCCAGCUUCCUGCCAGGAUUUGUACGUAAUGAUGGCCAUGUGACAUGUGAUCGUGCGUGAACAGAUGAUUAUACCCUCGGGACGUCUUUGUUUAGCUGUACUGAAGUCGAUCGGAUCCAUGGAAACGUAGCAGCCCGGUGUACCUUAUUGUUUGCUGACUCACAAUGAUUGCAGCUUUUUUGUCAAAAAUCACAAGUUGAACGGAGCUCUUACACGUACGUCACCACGCCACGCCAGGGAGGUCGUGACUUUUCCAGCGCCCGCUUGCUUGAACUGGACUGGAUGUGCUGUCAGCCUGACUUGUAAGACUAUUUAUUCAAACGUUGAAACAAACAAGAGACUUGUGUACAGUUUGCUCAUCUGUUUACCUUAGUCUCCACCAUGACGUUCCUGGGAUUUGCGGACAGUGAAGAACUGAAAGCUAAGAAGAUCGGAAGAUGGUAUUUUGGGGGCGUGGCAUCAGCCAUGGCCGCCUGCUGUACCCACCCACUAGACCUGCUCAAAGUCCACCUGCAAACUCAACAGAAGAAAGAGUUUGGGUUGUUGCAAAUGGGUGUGAAGGUUGUGAAGGCGGAUGGCAUUGUAGGGUUGUACAACGGGAUCACAGCGUCGGUCAUGCGACAGCUGACCUACUCCAUGACCAGGUUUGCCAUCUACGAGACGGCGAAGAAGAAGCUAGCAGAACAUUCGGGUGGCGCGAAUCUGCCCUUCCACCAGAAGGUGAUGCUGGCCUCGCUGGGAGGGUUCUGUGGCGGGAUUGUGGGUACGCCGGCGGACAUGGUGAACGUGAGGAUGCAGAACGAUAUGAAGCUGCCGGCGGAGUUGAGGCGGAACUACCGGCACGUGUUCCACGGGUGGAGGUGCGUGGUGGCGGAGGAGGGCGUGAAGGGUUUGUUCUCGGGCGUGACGAUGGCGUCGUCCAGGGCGAUUCUGGUGACGGUGGGACAGAUCGCGUUCUACGACCAGUUCAAACAGACGCUCCUGUCCACGAGCUUUUUUAACGACAACAUCGUCACCCACUUCACCGCAAGCUUCCUCGCUGGUGGCGUAGCGACGGCCAUGACACAACCGGCGGACGUGAUGAAGACACGAUUGAUGAACGCAGCACCGGGGCAGUACUCGAGUAUUUUGUCCUGCGCAAUAGACAUCGGAAAAGUUGGUCCAUUUGGGUUCUUCAAGGGGUUUGUUCCAGCGUUCGUGCGUCUCGGCCCUCACACCAUCCUCACCUUUAUCUUCUUUGAGCAGCUCAGGAAGAACAUGGGUGUGCUGCCUGCCUACACGGUAUAAGCGCCAUCUAGCCAACUGUACUGGCACUGCAGGACUUCUAAUUCAUGGCAAUGAAAAUCUCAAGGAUCAAGUGGAAAAAUGGACUCUGUUGCAAAACCAUAGCAGUGAUGGGUUGAUGGUUUCAGUGUAGGGAGAUAGUAGGGUAUACAUCAGUCUUUUGAAGAGGUAAAUAGCAAAAGAGCAUAACUGGCCUGCAUGAAGGUUGUUUGCAUCCCCAUAUGCUAUGCAUUCCCGUAGGCCUGCUUAAUUGUGUUAACUGUGGCAGUAUUAAUUUUGGAUAUGUCAGACAAACAAAUGUAAUUUCCAUGUCAGUGUUGCUAUGUAAUUGAACAAACAUAUAAAUGGAUGGUUUUCAAAUAUUCUAGCUCAUCUCGGAACAUAUCAGCACCUUCAAGAUCGGGACAAUUACUAGUAUACCUCCUCAAUGUUGCAUGAUUUACCGGUAACCAUAAAGAGCCAAUUAUUUCAUGGACUUGUAGUAAAGAAAAAUACAGCUGCCUUCAUCCAGAUGAGUUAUAUUGACCAACAUGUCUAUUCAUAUGAAGAAAUAACUUGUAAACUAAAUGUGAUACAGCUCUAAAGGAUACAAAUGUGAAUCAAUAUGCUUUUAGCAAUUGAAUAUACAAACCAGUAGUUACUGUUAGUAAACACACCUAUGGAACAACAAGAUACCUUCUGAAAACUAGCUGUACAUAUAGAUUUACUGAACAAUCAGGAGAUCAAAGAGGUGUGAGUGAGUUAAGCUUUGUUUUGUUUUGUUUUGUUUCUUCUCUUUAUUUAAUGCUUAGUAAAGAUAUCUGAUCAUAGAUAUUAUUAUAGCAAGGUGUAUAUUUGUGACCAAACUAGUUUGUACCAAAUAACUACUAAAGUAAUAAUGUAGAUCUUUUUUCAUUUUUAGGUGAUCAGUCAUUUUAAGUAGAGUCUAAGCAAAUUUGUUUUAACUUUGCUGUUAGAUGUUUUCUUUUUAUGGUUGUCAGAUGUUCAAUGUGUAAUAAAAUGCAUCUGGGACCCAG